GGAAAAGUAUGUUUUAAAUGUCUCUGUCUUACACAUUUUAUUUUAGCUGUUAAACGUUUAAUGAAAGAAGCAGCAGAAUUGAAAGAUCCAACAGACCAUUACCAUGCACAGCCUUUAGAGGAUAACCUUUUUGAAUGGCACUUCACAGUUAGAGGGCCCCCAGAUUCUGAUUUUGAUGGAGGGGUUUAUCAUGGACGAAUAGUACUGCCACCAGAAUACCCCAUGAAACCACCAAGCAUUAUUCUCCUAACAGCUAAUGGACGAUUUGAAGUAGGCAAGAAAAUCUGCUUGAGCAUCUCAGGGCAUCAUCCUGAGACUUGGCAGCCUUCCUGGAGUAUAAGAACAGCGUUACUAGCCAUCAUUGGGUUUAUGCCAACAAAAGGAGAGGGAGCCAUAGGUUCUCUAGAUUACACACCCGAGGAAAGAAGAGCGCUCGCCAAAAAAUCACAAGAUUUCUGUUGUGAGGGAUGUGGCUCCACCAUGAAGGACAUCCUGUUGCCUUUAAAAUCUGGAAGCGACUCAAGCCAGGCUGACCAAGAAGCCAAGGAACUGGCUAGACAAAUCAGUUUUAAGGCAGAAGUCAAUUCAUCUGGAAAGACUAUUGCUGAGUCAGACUUCAACCACUCUUUUUCAAUAAAUGAUUUACAGGAUGAUAUACCUACAACAUUCCAGGGUGCUACAGCCAGUACAUCGUAUGGAGUCCAGAACCCCUCGGCAGCCUCCCUUCAACAACCUGCCCAACCUGCAGUUAAGAAUACCUCCAUGAGCCCUCGACAACGCCGGGCGCAGCAGCAGAGUCAAAGAAGGUCGUCUGCUUCACCAGAUGUAAGCCAGGGCCAGCAGCCAAGAGGCCACCACACUGAUCACGGUGGAUCUGCCGUACUGAUUGUCAUCUUGACUUUGGCAUUGGCAGCUCUUAUAUUCCGGCGAAUAUAUCUGGCCAAUGAGUACAUAUUUGACUUUGAAUUAUAAUAUUGUUUUGUGUCUUAAGAGCUGUGACUCAACUGCUUCAUUAAACAUUCUGCAUUGGGUAUAAUCUAA
This is a messenger RNA of Manis javanica (Malayan pangolin), 1041 nucleotides long. Lineage: Eukaryota; Metazoa; Chordata; Mammalia; Pholidota; Manidae. The record is from RefSeq and is a predicted model, not a curated record.